UUGUGAAUAUCAAUGAAUAGGAACAUUCGAUCGGAAUUAUGAAACGAUAGGAGUUUUCCACUUUUUAAAGAGGUUCAAUGGCUUCUAAUCCUGAUAAUGAUGACGUUGAAGUUGUAGAAAUUGUUUCAUAUGAUCGAAAUGACCGUGAAAAUGAGGACAUCGUGGAGUUGGAGGACGAAUCGGACCGCGAAGAACAAGAGAUGGAGGUGGACUCUGGGGGAGAUGAACAUGAAAGCGAACUCGUUCAGCAACCAAGCGAGGAAAAUAACGUGCUAGAUGAAUCAGAGGUGCAGUCGUCAAUUCAAAAUGUGACGCCGGCAGUUGGCAGAAGCGUACAAGUUGUUGGAGUUUCAGCAGUGAAUUCCCCGGACGAUUUUCAACAGAAGUCCUCGAAAACAGGCACAAAAAACAUUUCUGUAAAAGCUAAAAAUUCCAGAUCGCCGAUAAAAUCACCCGAGAAAGAUGAGGAUUCCCAAAAUUGUCCAAUUUGCUUUGAGCCAUGGUCAAACUCAGGCUCUCACAGGCUGUCAUCUCUCACUUGUGGGCAUCUCUUUGGAAGAAGCUGCAUUGAAAGAUGGUUGAAAGCCAAGGGAGGAAAUGACAAAUGUCCACAGUGCAAUGCACCAGCAAGGAAAAAAGACAUCAGAAAUAUCUACACUAAAGCCAUCAAGGCCAUUGAUACAACUGAACGUGACAGGGCACUGGCAGAUCUGCAAAAGGAGAAGGAAGCUCGAAAGAAGGCAGAAGAAAGAGAGGCUCGUGCAUUGCUGCAAUAUCAGUUGGCAAAAGCUGAGUGUGAGAGAAUUGUUGAACAACUCAAAAGACAAGAGCAGCUGGUUGUCAGUUUACAAAGGGAAAGGUCUGGCUCAUACCCACAAUGUGGCUCAGAAUCUGAGGGAUCAUCAACAGCUGUAAGAACACUUGGACAGAGCACCUCUGGUCAGAGUUCAUUAUCAAGGAAAUCAUACGUUCUACAAACUUCUUUUCAAGUCUCGCAGAAUGGAGCAAGAGUAAUUUCUUUUGAUCAACACCAUGCUGUGCUGGUUGUGUCCAAGCCUUCACCAAACCAGCUCUUUCCUGGAUUUGGCAUUGUGAAGGUAAGCUCUUUAGACUCAAAGCAUUGUGAGUUUGUGCGGAUUCACCAGAAGGCGGUCCGUGAUGUGGCAUUCAACAACAGAGGUGAUGGUUUGUUGUUGACAGCAAGCAUGGACAAGACAGUUAGGGUCACUAGUAUGCUGAGUAAUACUGUUGUACAGACUUACAAUACACCGGCUCCUGCUUGGUCAUGUGCUUGGAAUGAAGAUGACACCAAUUACAUCUACUGUGGUCUACAGAAUGGCACUUGUCUUAUUUUUGACAUAAGAAACACUGACACUUAUCUAAAGAGUAUUCAGAACACAACAAGAGGGUCCUGUCCUGUUAUAGCCUUGGCUCAUGUGUCACCAGACCCCCACAGUGCCUUGAGACCUGGUGGAAUUCUUGUUUGCAAACUAGAAGGAGCUUCUUUCUGGGAAAAAACACCUGGAGCUGAUUUUGUUCCUCAUUGCCUAGCUCUUCCUGAAGGGUCUUGCACCAGUUUAUCCUUUGAGCCAUCCACUCGUCACUGUCUGUUUUCACUUCGCCCCUCCAAGAAAUUCCCUCAAACAAGACAUUUGGUUUGUCAGUUGCAAGGGAAAGGUGUGGGCGUAUCAAUGGCACGAGCUCAGGCAGAAGGAGUAGGGAGUAUGGAGGCUGGUGGGGAUGAUGCCAGCCUCUGUACCUGUCAGGCUGUCAAUCAAUGUGUCGGUGGCCCAACACAAAAGCUUCUCAGCAAAUCCAGGUUGUUCACUUGUCCCAAUGAUUACAACACUCUGAUGGUGGCAGCUGGCGAUGAGAGCUUCUCAUCCACUUUGAUAUGGAAUGGCAGCAAUGGUAACCAGCUGCAGAAACUACCCAACCAAGGAAAAGAGAUCUUAGAUGUUCUUCCCUUUGCUGCCAAUGGAAAUGAUUAUCUGGCCACAAUUGAUGAGCAGAAAUUAAGUGUUUACAAAUGGAUGGAUGAAUGAAUGAAAUUUUUGAAGAAUUCCAGUAAAGCUCAAAGUACCUAUAUUUUUGUAUCAUUGUGUCACAAGAUCUGUGUCAAUAAUUGUACAUUCAAAGCUAUGGGAUAAGAAAAGAGUGAAGAAGUUCUGUUAAAUCUGCAGCUUAAUUUUUGUGUAUUGUUUGGGAAAGGGAAUGCUAGUACAGAAAGCUGAAGAUAGUUUAUCAUGCACACCACCAAAUAUUUGUAAGAGAAUUAAAAAAAAAGAUAUUUAAAGUCAAUCUGUGCAACAAACUGCUGCUAUACUGGCCCCAGUUGUUUAAAGGGAGGAUAACACUAUACAUGGCAUCAAUCUCUAUCCCUUGGAUAGUGCAGUUCAUUUUGUUAACGUUAUUUGCUAGAUAGUGAUUUAUCUAUUGUACAGAGUUAUCCAUCCCUUGAACAACAGGGCCCUGAUGUUUAGAGCAGGACACUUGGAAUAGUGGAAAGUGCUAAGUAAACAACAGCUCAGUGCUCAUGCAUAAAGAUGAAACAAUUUAUGAACCUGUAAUAUAUUAUACUGUGAAUAAGUUUUUUCAAGUUGUUGCAUUAUCAUUCUUUGUUAAUCUUGUUACUAUCAUUAAAGAAUAUAAUUCAGUACCCUUGGCUUUGUCUUUUCCUCUACCAUUCAACAACAUGCAUGCCAUGAAGUAAGAGACAUAAUUGUAUGCUUGCAAGGUUGCCAGUUAUGUUUUGGACUAUUUGAGUGGCAGAUAAAUGAAGGGGGUGUGUCUUAAAAGAAACUGAGGUACUGGAUUGUUAAGGGGAAUUAUUAGAUUGCUCACAGUGCCACUAGGUAAGAUUAAUCAAAUCCUGUGUUAUGAUUGGCUA
This is a messenger RNA of Stylophora pistillata, 2890 nucleotides long. Its product is annotated as E3 ubiquitin-protein ligase rfwd3.L. The record is from RefSeq and is a predicted model, not a curated record. Gene Ontology annotation, cellular component: nucleus. Gene Ontology annotation, molecular function: protein binding; ubiquitin-protein transferase activity. Gene Ontology annotation, biological process: interstrand cross-link repair; protein ubiquitination. Lineage: Eukaryota; Metazoa; Cnidaria; Anthozoa; Scleractinia; Pocilloporidae.